AUUGAGCGUUUCGUGAUCGACAUUCCGCAGGACGUGCUGGACGACCUGGCGGUCCGGCUGGCGGAUACGCGGUGGCCGGACGAGAUUCCGGGCACGGGAUGGGACUACGGCACGGACCUCUCCUACCUUCGGGAGCUUGUGGAGUACUGGCGGACAGAGUACGACUGGCGGGCGCAGGAGCGGGCGCUCAACGAGCUUGAGCACUUCCGCGCCAUUGUUGGUGGGCUGGGCGUGCACUUCAUCCACGAGCGCGGCAAGGGGCCGGACCCGUUCCCGCUGGUAAUCUCCCACGGCUGGCCGGGGUCCGUGGUGGAGAUGCUGCGGAUCAUUCCCAUGCUGACCGAUCCGGCGUCGCACGGCGGCGACCCUGCCGACUCCUUCGACGUGGUGGUUCCCUCGCUGCCGGGGUACGGGUUCUCCGACAAGCCCGUUGAUCGGGGCAUGAGCAACAGGCGCAUUGCCGGGAUGUGGCACACCUUGAUGACCGAGGGUCUGGGCUACGCACGGUUCGGGGCGCAGGGCGGCGACUGGGGCGGAAUGAUCAGUUCGCGGCUGGGCUUCGAUUUCCCGCAGUCGGUGGCCGGGGUGCACCUGAACCUGAUGACCGGCGUGCCCGCCUUUCGCGGCGCUCCCGAUCCUCCCCUGACCGAGGCGGAGCAGGAAUUUGUACGGCAGGCCCGGCGCUGGUUCGAGGACGAGGGCGGCUACUUCCACAUCCAGCGGACCAAGCCGCAGACGCUGGGUUCGCGCUCAACGACUCGCCGGUGGGACUGGCCGCGUGGAUCAUCGAAAAGUUUCGCACAUGGUCGGACUGCGGCAGGCAACCCGGAGAACAGCUACACCCGCGACGAGCUGCUGACCAACAUCAUGGUCUACUGGGUUGGGCAGAGCGGGGCAUCGUCGGUGCGGCACUACUACGAGAACCGGGUGGACAACUGGCGCUUCCAGCCGGGAGAGCGGGUGGAGGUGCCGUGCGCGGUGGCCCUGUUCCCGGUGGAAAUCAACCGUCCGCCCCGUGAGUGGGCCGAGCGCACCCACAACGUGCAGCGCUGGACCAAGAUGCCCCGCGGCGGACACUUCGCAGCGAUGGAGCAGCCGGAGUUGCUGUCGGAGGAUGUUCGGGCGUUCUUCCGGACCAUUCGCCAGCAUCGCUCCAGUCAGGGAGCGCGGUCGUAA
Messenger RNA from Geodia barretti, 1176 nucleotides. The record is from the annotation of a GenBank genome assembly. Lineage: Eukaryota; Metazoa; Porifera; Demospongiae; Tetractinellida; Geodiidae.